CGGGGCCUGCGAGCGCGGGGCGCGUCGUGGGGGCGCGUCGUGGGGGCCCGGGGUCUUCGCGGGCCGAUUCGGCCGGCCGGUGGGCAGGAGACAGUCUGGUGUGGAGAUCGUGGAGACAGGGGGGGAAUCCCUGGCCUGGAAGAGUCGGGCGCUGCGGGGCAGGGGCUCGUGGCCAGUCCAGUGGGCUCGUGUUCACCGCCCUCUGUGCGUGAGUCAUUUCCCACGUGAGGACAGCCGGUUCUCAGAGCGGCUCACAAGCCCGGCGUUUAAGCCACCUGAUCUCUGCCUCUUUCCCAGAAGAGCCGGAAAUGACCAAGUCCCUGGAAUGUGUUUUUCAGGGGUCAGUGUCAUUCAAGGAUGUAACAGUAGACUUCAGCAGGGAUGAGUGGCAACAAUUGGACCUUGCUCAGAAAAGCCUGUACAGGGAUGUAAUGCUGGAAAACUAUUUCAACUUGAUCUCAGUGGGGUGUCAAGUGCCCAAACCAGAAGUCAUCUUCAGUUUGGAGCAAGAAGAGCCAUGUCUGCUGGAUGGUGAAAUCUCAAGCCACAGCUGUCUUGAUGGGGAUAUUGGUUUUGAAACUUCACAGCAGGGAAUGUCUGAAGAAGUUUCAAUCCAGUUUGAGAGAAUUAAUCUCUUUACAGGAGAUGACCCAUAUUCCAUUUUAGAAGAUUUGUGGCAAGAUGAUAAACAGACAGGGAGAUGUGAGGAAAACCAGAACACAGGUGUAACACAAGUUCACUUUAUCAACAAGGGACCACUAUUUAAUGAGAGAGACUGUGAAUAUAAGGACAAUGGGAAAAUUGAUCAUGUAAACACAUACCUUGUUCCUGCAAGAAAAAGACUCCAGAACUAUGAAUCAUUUGGAAGGAGUUUGAAGCCUAUUGUAAGCUUAUGUGAUUAUAGAAACAAUGCAAGAGGAAAUCCUGAUAAGAUUAUUGGAUAUGGUAAUAUUUUCACUCAUAUGAAUCCUCAUACAGAAACGAAUGCUUGUGAAUAUAACCAGUGUAAGAAACUUCUGAGUCAUAAGCAAGCUCUCAUUCAACAUCAAAAAAUUCAUACUGAGGAGAAUCUCAAUUUAUUUUCUGAUUAUGUAAAAAUUUUCACCCAGAAGCCACACCUCUUUGCACAUCAAAGUAUUUGUGCUGAAGAGAAACAGCAUGAAUGCAGCAAAUGUGAGGUAGUCUUCACUCAGAAGCCCCAACUUGCUGUACCUCAGAAGGCUUCUAUAGGAGGGAAACCCUGUACACGCACUGAAUAUGAGAAGGACUUGUCCCUCAAGUCAAAUCAUGAGAAAACUCACACUGAGGAGAAUCACUGUAAAUGCAAUGAAUAUGGAAAAGCCUUUAUCCAGAAGUCAGAUCUGUUCAGAUGCCAAGGAAUUCAUAUUGGAGAAAAACCCUAUGAAUAUAGUGAGUGUGGGAAAAAUGUCUCUCAGAAUUCAAACCUCAGUGUACAUAAAAAAAUCCAUACUGGAGAGAAACACUUUGAAUGUACUGAAUGUGGAAAAGCCUUCACAAGGAAGUCAACUCUAAGUAUGCAUCAGAAAAUUCAUACAGGAGAAAAACCCUAUGUAUGUACCGAAUGUGGGAAAGCCUUUAUCCGGAAGUCCCAUUUUAUCACACAUGAGAGAAUUCAUACUGGAGAGAAACCUUACGAAUGCAGUGACUGUGGAAAGUCCUUUAUAAAGAAGUCACAACUCCAUGUGCAUCAGCGAAUUCACACAGGGGAGAAUCCCUUCAUAUGUACAGAAUGUGGGAAGGUCUUCACUCACAAGACAAAUCUCAUCAUACACCAGAAAAUUCAUACUGGAGAGAGACCUUAUAUAUGUGCCGAAUGUGCAAAGGCCUUUACUGACAGGUCAAAUCUCAUUAAACACCAAAAAAUUCAUACCGGAGAGAAACCCUAUAAAUGCAGUGACUGUGGAAAGUCAUUCACCUGGAAGUCACGGCUCAGGAUACACCAGAAAUGCCAUACUGGAGAGAGACGUCAUGAGUGCAGUGAGUGCGGGAAAGCCUUCAUCCAAAAGUCAACUCUAAGUAUGCAUCAGAGAAUUCAUAGAGGAGAAAAACCCUAUGUUUGUCCUGAAUGUGGGAAGGCCUUCUUCCACAAAUCACAUUUUAUUUCCCACGAGAGAAUUCAUACUGGAGAGAAACCUUACGAAUGCAGUGACUGUGGGAAAUCCUUCACAAAGAAGUCACAACUCCAUGUACAUCAGCAAAUUCACACAGGAGAGAAACCCUAUAGAUGUGCUGAGUGUGGAAAGGCCUUCACUGACAGAUCGAAUCUCUUUACACACCAGAAAAUUCAUACUGGGGAGAAACCCUAUAAAUGUAGUGACUGUGGAAAAGCCUUUACUCGGAAGUCAGGCCUCCAUAUACAUCAGCAAUCUCAUACUGGAGAGAGACACUAUGAGUGCAGUGAAUGUGGGAAAGCCUUUGCAAGAAAAUCAACACUAAUUAUGCAUCAGAGAAUUCAUACAGGAGAGAAACCCUAUAUUUGUACAGAAUGUGGGAAGUCCUUCAUCCAGAAAUCACAUUUAAAUCGGCAUCGGAGAAUUCAUACUGGAGAGAAACCCUAUGAAUGCGGUGACUGUGGGAAGGCCUUCAUUAAGAAGUCACAACUCCAUGAACAUCAUCGAAUUCACACAGGGGAGAAACCAUUUAUAUGUGCUGAGUGUGGAAAAGCCUUCACCAUCAGAUCAAAUCUUAUUAAACACCAGAAAAUUCAUGCUAAACAGAAACCCUGUAAAGGCAGUGACUUUAGGAAAGCCUUAAACUGGAGACCACAGCUCAGUAUACAUCAGAAAUCAGAUUCUGAGGAAGUAGGGUGCCCAGUGCCACAAUCAUGGUGUGGAGAUACAAAGUAGUGAGAGGCUACAGCUUGACUAAGAAGCAGGAGGUAAUCAAAGCCACCUUACCUCUGGUCGGAAGUAUGAAUGUCUGGAUCACAGAGCUGAUGUCGUUUCAUGUGUGGGGGAGACACUUUGAAGAAAGUGUUUAAGCAAUGUAUGAUGGCCAUGCUUAAUUACUGGACAAAUACUGGGAUUGUUAAGCCCCUGCAAAUAAUAGUAAAUAUGCAAGGAGAGAACUUGGCAAUCUUGUUUCAUGUUAUGGAUAAGCAGCUAUAUAAAUUCAGGGCUGUAUUCGAUAUUGACCAAAGGAAUUUCUUAAUGAGUAGAGUGCUAAGAAAAAUUUUAAUUGUUUAAGGAUGCUGAAAUGAAAGCAAAAGUAUGGACAAUUCAGGUCUAUAAUGAAGAGAAGCCAAAAGUUUUUGUGAAAAUUGACAUUAUUAAAGACACAAAAAAAGGAUUCUUUUUUUUCCCCCAUUCAGGAAGUCAUUUAUUUAUUGUUUACAGUAUCAGUAUGUGGAAAUUUGGAUAAACAUUUUUUUAUUUGAUUUUGAGAAUGGCAAAUCAGAACCACAAGCUUACUUGAAUAUUCACAGGCCUCUUUAGUUAACCAAUAUGUUCCCUUUUUUUAUUAAUUCCCUGCCAUGGCCCAGAUAACUCACACCUAGGAUGCAUAAAGUUUUCCCAGCUUGUAUCCAUACCCACAGUGACCAGUGAGGUAAGCAGCAGCCCUACAGACUACUUACUAUCACCUUAGAACUGGCCCUGAAACUACAGGACUUAGUCUCAGGUCAGAUAUAGAGGUGAGCACUUUGAACUCUUAGCCUCAUCCACAGAAAUCUGUAUUUUUUACUGAUUUCUGUUUGGGAAAGGGGAACAAUUAAGAAAAUGGAUUUCAAAACCUAGAAUUCUCUUCUUCCAAUUUUGUUAGUACAUUCUCUGCAUAGUCAUCACAUGCUAGGUUACCACUGGACACUACUGUUUGCAUUUGAGUUUGUCUUAAAAAACAGAGUUGCACAUUGGAAGACUACUCUUCCUUUCUCCUCCCAGUCUCUACAAAUUAAUAUUACUGUGUUUUCAAACCUUUUCUAUUCUCCCAGACUUAUUCCAUCAAAUUCUAAAAGAAGUGUUUUAUCGUCCGGAAUAUUUGUGAAUUUGUCUCUCCUUUAGAUCAACCCUUUUGUGUUUUAUAUAUUUUGAGUCUUUGUUUUUACAUACAUUCACAUUUAGAAUCGUUACACUCUUCCUGGUUAAUUGAAAUUUAAUCAUUAUGAAAUGUCCAUUUUUAUUGCUACUGAUGCUUUUUUUGCCUUAAAAUUUACUGCAUCAGAUGUUAAUACUGUAUGUACACUUCACUUAUUGAAGGCUGAUUUAAAUUAGUAUCCACACCACUCUG
Molecule: messenger RNA, 4245 nt
Organism: Zalophus californianus (California sea lion)
Lineage: Eukaryota; Metazoa; Chordata; Mammalia; Carnivora; Otariidae
Gene: ZNF484
Product: zinc finger protein 484
Exons: 5
Coding region: 309-2867 (852 amino acids)
Biological process (GO): regulation of immune system process; negative regulation of transcription by RNA polymerase II; regulation of cytokine production
Molecular function (GO): DNA-binding transcription repressor activity, RNA polymerase II-specific; RNA polymerase II cis-regulatory region sequence-specific DNA binding
Source: RefSeq, a predicted model, not a curated record